AUGGGCCCAGGCCAGGCAGGCGACAUGGACAACAUACUGGAGCACGGGAUGAAUGAGGUCAUCGUCAGGCACUACAACCACUCAGGAAAGUGGGACCGUCCUCGCAGCGGCGGGGCCUGCAAGAUGGCCGUGCUGCUCCUCAUCUGCGUGCUGAUCGUUCUGGAGAACAUCACCGUUCUGCUUGCUCUGUGGAGGAACAAGCGUUUCCACAGCCGCAUGUACUUUCUCAUCGGAAACCUGGCGCUGUCUGACCUCCUCACCGGUGUGGCUUUUGUGGUGAACAUCUUCACCUCGGGACGUAACACCUUCUUCCUGACGCCGAUGCUGUGGCUGGCUAGAGAGGGAAGUAUGUUUGUGGCCCUCAGCGCCUCCACCUUCAGCCUCCUGGCCAUCGGUAUCGAGAGGCACAUGACGAUGGUACGUCUGCGUCCCUGUGAGACAGCCAGUCGAGGUCGACUUCUCGCUCUGCUGGCGGCCUGCUGGUGUGUGUCAGUGCUGCUCAGUGCCCUGCCCAGCCUCGGCUGGAACUGCCUGAACAACCUGAGCUCCUGCUCCACAGUGCUGCCACUUUAUGCCAAAAGUUACAUCGCUUUCUGCAUUAGUGUUUUCAGCAUCCUGCUGCUUGCUAUCAUCAUCCUUUAUAUCAGGAUCUACCGUCUGGUGACCUCAAGCGGGCGCAGGGUGAGCAGUCGGCCCUCGGAGCGCUCUCUGGCCCUGCUGCGGACAGUGGUCAUUGUUCUUGGGGUGUUUGUUGUGUGCUGGGCCCCCCUGUUCUUUCUGUUCUUGCUGGAUGUUGGCUGUAGCCCAGACAGGUGCCCAGUCCUCUAUCAGGUGGACUUGUUCAUUGGCCUGGCUGUGCUCAACUCUGCUCUCAACCCUCUCAUAUACACUCUGUCCAGCAGGGAGAUGAGGUCUGCCUUCUUCCGGUUGCUGUGCUGGUGUCAGACGGGCAUGGACACCUCUGGGUCACCUGCGGUAGGAAACCCCGACCUGGGCACAAUCAUUCCCACAGUGGAAAACAGCAAGACUAGUUUGGGUGGAUGUGGAGACAGUGGUCCAGUUAAAUCCACACUGAAGCUUCCCACAGCUGUGAACUCUGACCCCUCGGCCACAGCUCUGCCUCACCCCUCAGGGCCUGCAGACCUGCUCUCAGCUGUGUUCGUGAAGGCGGGCGCGCUGCCGCCUCUCAGCAAGUUCUGAGCGGAAGCAUCCAAAUAAAACAGACACAGCAGACAUUGUCCUACUAGCAGCCACUUUUUGUUUGUGCACUACGAAUAUUGCAAAGAUAACACAGUCAGAAUCCAAUCGAUCCUUUAAAGCCACUAAUCACUCUCAACACUGGGACCAAUCUCAA
Nematolebias whitei (Rio pearlfish) is the source of this 1354-nucleotide messenger RNA. It is a transcript of the gene s1pr3a, whose product is annotated as sphingosine-1-phosphate receptor 3a. Gene Ontology annotation, biological process: G protein-coupled receptor signaling pathway. Gene Ontology annotation, molecular function: sphingosine-1-phosphate receptor activity. Lineage: Eukaryota; Metazoa; Chordata; Actinopteri; Cyprinodontiformes; Rivulidae. The coding region runs from base 1 to 1200 and encodes 399 amino acids. Gene Ontology annotation, cellular component: membrane. The transcript has a single exon. The record is from RefSeq and is a predicted model, not a curated record.